CUCCCAUUCACUCUCUCGUCUCCGCUGUCGUCGUCGUUGUCGUCGUCGCUGUGGCCGCUGGAAGAGCCGUGGUGCAGAGUCUGAGCAGAGAGGGCCGUGUGCUAUACCACCCACGCCAUAUACCCACUUCGUCGACGACUAGCCAACGCUGUCUCGAAACCCACUCGUCGGCCCGCCGAGCUCACCGGUCACCCACCCUUUGACGAAGUCUUUGAAGGAGAGGAGGAUGUCCUACUGAGGACGGGGAAGAAGAGGCAGGAACCCACCCAGAGGCAACAGCAUAUACUUCCACGCCGAAACAAAGCAAGAGGCAGCAGUGGGACGAUGGAGUUCGAACAGGCAUACACGGGUGCCGUCGACUGGAACUUCCCCAGUCCGGGAGCCACGCCCACCAGCGCUGCAUACACGCCCAAUGUCUUCCACACGCCCAAGACAGCCUCGUUCCCCUCACAUUUCCACGAUGCCUUUGCAACGCCGCAGAUGGCCAGCUACACACCGUGCCAAGCCGACUUCCCAGACAUGCACGCAGCACAGCGGCCGCACACUGCUGCACCAGACACCCGCAGCCAUGACGCCCAUCAACACGGCCAAGCCAUGCCACCACCACCAGGUGCUGCCAUGUACCAGAACUUCAUCAUGAGCCCAAUGUACGACAACACUUCACGGCCGCAGACUGCCGUACCUGUGAACCAGUCCUUGACGUAUGAUACCAUCCAAAUGCAAACACCGCCGCCAACUCGAGGGUCUUCAGUGAAGAAGCCUCAAAUGCAGGAGGUCGCCUUUGGUACGCCGUCGACCAUAGCAUCAAGGAGAUUUGCCAGUCCGAAUGUCGCUUUCCUGCAAAGGCCAAUGCAGAAUCCGCAGCUGCAGAUGUCGCCGAACAUGUACCAGUUUGGCAACUUCGGCCCUGCUACCGCUCCAGCUAUGCCACAAGCCCAGCUCCUCUGGGAUCAACAUGGUACUCCUGUCGCCAUGCAACAGCAACAACCCAUGUUGGACGAUCCCUUCGCACCAAACUCAUCCGCGUCUAUGCAAUGGUCUCAGACUCAGCCACAGCAAAAUAUUGCAUCACCCACGGCUUUCAACACUCCUGCCAUGAACAGUUUCUCGCUUCAACCUGCUACACAGCGACCUGCGUCAGCUGUUCAGCUCAAUUACAUUUCAGAUCCUGUUGCAACUACCACUAGUGUUGACCCAUCAUUAGUAUACAGCUCGCCCAUCCGGCCACCUCAGGAGUUCUCACAGGAACCUCCGAAAACCCACCAGAGAUUGCAGCCGAGUGCUCUAGAGUCGAACCCAAAACCAAAGGGAGGCCGGAAAGCGGAGUCGAAGAAGCCGGAACACAAGCGUACCGAUACCACAACGACAGUUGGUUCCAGCUCGACUGGUAGCUCAUUUACCCUCGCAACGUCGCGGCCUGUACUUUCAAGAAGCAAUACCACUGGCACUGCCAGGCCGCAGUCUAUGCAGUCUUUCUCUAGUGCUGAAACGCUGAGUCGACGAAACAGUGUCCUUCAAGAGCCACGAACAGCAUCACCGCUGAAGCGUGUUGGAAGAACCAAUCUAGGUUCCAUAUCGGAAAGCAGAAAGGCGAGGCCACCGAGCGUGAUCUUGACUGUUGACGAGUUUGGUCGUGCCCGAGCUGUAAGGACGGAUGUGCCGCGCGAAAACAGCCCAACAAAGGCUAUGCGGGAGAGAUAUCCGGGACUCUAUGACAGCGACUCGAGUGAGGAUGAGGAGUCAGAGGGCGAAAAGGAUAUCCCGAGCCGAAGUACUUCAUUCACGUUUACAAAAGGAGAAGACCGAAACCCGAAGAUAGCGAAACUCGAUCCGCCUAUCGAAGGCAUUGAUGGUCUCAGCAUACCUCGGACUUCGUCAGCUGCUUCGAUGAAGGUCGCGCCGUCUCGAGCAUCAAUCGCCGCGGCAGCGCAGCUCCGACGUGGAAACAGCCUGCGGAAACGCAAUCCCAGCCGGAAUAGCUCGCGACGGGCGAACAACUCCGGUGCAACCUCAAUUGACACAGCACCCAUGGACGUCUCAUCAGAUCGGAGACAAUCGUUUAUCGGGUCUGAAGACUUCGAUAGAGGCCUCACCUUGACCUCUCGUACCUCGUUCGAGCUGGACGCGCAUAAUAGGAGAUGGUCCAAGAUGUCCACGUCGGAGCAUCAGCCCAGCAUCUCACCUACACAUCCUGCACAGUUCUCGCAACCCCAGUCUUCUCCGGCAAAGCGAGUUCGUUGUCUUUGUGGAGACAAUCGAGAAAAAGGAGUGAUGGUCCAGUGUACGAGCUGUACUCAAUACCAGCAUGCAAAUUGCGUCGGUGGCUCGCAGGUUACCGGUUCUCGCACGUGCUUUCUCUGUACCAAGCCUACUUCACGGCUUCAGGUGAGCAAUCGCAGAAGAUGAGCUGCACUUUUGAUGCAUCCGCAUUUGUCACUUUAUUCAAUACACAUCUAGCGUUCAAGCACGUAAUGGGGUACGCAUUCAGACGAUACGCCCUAAAUUUUGGAAGAGGAUUGGAGAUUUGGAAGCAAGCCACAGGUUGGCAUUGUUUCGGCGUUGAAAGAAAGAAUUACAUUGUACGACAACACUGCGAGACCAGUUCCAGGCUGGUGAGACAAAGCGGCUUUUUGUUCGCAUAAUGCAUUGUACUCAGAUACACAUCGAAAC
Molecule: messenger RNA, 2670 nt
Organism: Cercospora beticola
Lineage: Eukaryota; Fungi; Ascomycota; Dothideomycetes; Mycosphaerellales; Mycosphaerellaceae
Source: RefSeq, a predicted model, not a curated record